AUGAAUAAUUAUCGGCGGUAUAAUCCGCUACUUGAUGAGUGGAUCAUUGUGGCGGCGAAUCGAAUUCGACGGCCGUGGAGCGGUGCUGAUGGUAGAGCGGAGAAGAUCGGGCAGCGAAACGAAGGCGUCGGCAACUCGUUGGCGCCCGGCGGUGUCAGAAGCAGCGGAAAGGUUAAUGACAACUACACAUCGACAUACGUCUUCGACAACGGUUUUCCGUCGUUCACCGAGUUGGACGAAUCGCCGGAAACCGAGAACGAUGAUUUAUUCAAGCAAAUGGAGAUUCGCGGAGUGUGCCGGGUGAUUUGCUAUCAUCCGGACAGCGAUUUGACAUUGGCGACGAUGAAAAUUGAGGAUGUCCGCACCGUUGUCGAUGUGUGGAAUCGACAGUUUAGCGAGCUCGCGGCCAAAUACGAAUGGAUUCAAAUAUUUGAGAAUCGCGGCGAGGUUGUCGGAUGUUCCAAUAUGCAUCCGCACGGUCAAUUAUGGGCAUCCAAUUAUCUGCCGACGAUACCGCAGAAGAAGUUUGAUACACAAAAGAAAUACUUUGAAAAGCACGGAACACCGCUUCUCAUCGAUUAUCAAAAUAAGGAGUUGGCGAGAAAAUCGCGAAUUGUCGCCGAGAACGCCACGUGGAUCGCAUUGGUCCCAUAUUGGGCGGUGUGGCCGUAUGAGACGAUGAUUUUGCCGAAGCGACGAAUUCAGCGAUUCGUCGAAUUGAGCGACGACAAGAAAAAUGGGAUUGCCGAGAUGCUGCAAACGAUUUUGAUCAAAUAUGACAAUAUUUUUGAGUGCUCAUUCCCAUACAUGAUGGGUUGGUUCGGAGCUCCUACUGGCAGGUACCUCGAGGAGAACUGCGAGUUUUGGCAACUUCAUCUUUGCAUCUACCCGCCACUUUUGAGAUCGGCGCACAUUCCGAAAUUCAUUGCUGGCUAUGAGGUUUUUGCGGAGAAACAAAGGGAUAUACUGCCGGAAGACGCCGCGGAGAAGCUUCGAAAAAUGUCUGAUGUGCAUUACAGCAAAAUGAAGAAAUAA
Caenorhabditis bovis is the source of this 1035-nucleotide messenger RNA. NCBI's taxonomy places the organism in Eukaryota, Metazoa, Nematoda, Chromadorea, Rhabditida, Rhabditidae. The record is from the annotation of a GenBank genome assembly.